Xenopus laevis (African clawed frog) is the source of this 1441-nucleotide messenger RNA. It is a transcript of the gene aqp5.S, whose product is annotated as aquaporin 5 S homeolog. The transcript has 5 exons. Gene Ontology annotation, cellular component: membrane; apical plasma membrane; plasma membrane. Gene Ontology annotation, molecular function: channel activity; water channel activity. The record is from RefSeq and is a predicted model, not a curated record. Lineage: Eukaryota; Metazoa; Chordata; Amphibia; Anura; Pipidae. Gene Ontology annotation, biological process: water transport; carbon dioxide transport; transmembrane transport. Bases 124 to 963 code for a protein of 279 amino acids.
UCCGUCAGCUGCUCACAUUAAAUGCUAUUAUAUAUAUAUAUAUAUAUAAGCCACAGCAUCAUUCUGCAAACUUAGAUCUGGCAAAACAACUGAUUUUUUAUUCCUUUUCUUUCCAUUCUCAAAAUGAAGAGGGAACUUUGCUCCUUGGUGUUUUGGAAGGCGAUAUUUGCAGAAUUUCUUGCUACCCUCGUAUUUGUAUUUUUCGGACUGGGUUCCGCUCUGAGAUGGCCCGCUGCCCUUCCAACAGUCCUUCAGAUUUCACUAGCCUUUGGCUUAGUCAUAGGGACACUGGUCCAGUCAGUGGGACAUAUUAGUGGCGCUCACAUAAAUCCAGCCGUGACUAUAUCUUUCCUGGUUGGGUCUCAGAUUUCCAUUAUGAGAGCAUUUUUCUACAUUAUUGCACAGCUUCUGGGAGGUCUGGCUGGAGCUGGUAUACUUUAUGGCGUGGUACCACCAUCUGUCAGAGGGAACCUUGCUAUUAAUACGCUUAGUAACAACACAACGCCUGGACUCGCAUUCGUGGUGGAAAUGAUACUCACCUUUCAGCUGGUUAUGUGCAUUUUUGCUUCAACAGACAGCCGCAGGAACGAUAACGUCGGUUCUCCAGCAUUAUCUAUUGGAUUCGCAGUUACUCUGGGACAUCUUGUGGGGAUCUACUUCACCGGCUGCUCAAUGAAUCCUGCUCGAUCAUUUGCCCCAGCUGUUGUUGUGAGACGCUUUGCCAAUCAUUGGGUUUUCUGGAUUGGACCAUUGGUCGGUGGCAUGCUGGCAUCCCUGGUCUACAAUUACAUUCUUUUUCCAUCUACGAAGACUCGUUCACAAAAGUUGGCCAUCCUCGCUGGAACCUUCGUUGAAGAAGAAAGCUGGAGCGAGCAGCUAGACAGCCGCAAAAGGCGGUCUCUGGAAUGUCCCGAUCGUAGAGGCGUGGGCUUUGGGUUGCCAAAAUCCGGAUGCGCUGAAUAAUGGAGAUCUGAGCCACCCUGAGGAUCUGGAUACAUUCGCCAUAAAAACGCACUAUAUGAACAUUUUGCUACCUGGUUCCAAAGUCUGAAGUAACAGCGAUGGCUAAUACAAGUGGCUUCAGAUUGCAGAGAUGAACUUUUUUUAUUGUUAUCGUUAACAAUAAAAGUAUCAGCCAGCACAAUGAAGUACCUGUACAAGAUGGAAAGAAAAAGAGUUAACCAGUCACAUCUGAAGCUUUUAUAAGAUAACAAAUCCAUCAUUGUAAUUCUAUUAUUUUAUGUUAAUUAUCAAAUUGCUUUAUUUAUCAUUUUGUUAGGGCUUCUAACUGCUUCACUUGCCAGAGUUUAUGUUAUCGUGUAUUUGACAAUAAUAUAUAAAUAUAUGGCAGAAACAUUUCCAUAAAAUGUUUGCACUAUACAUAACUAUCAGACUGUCCCUCUGCUUUCAGAUGAUCUAAGUAAAUUGUCUUUUAAAUAUU